Molecule: messenger RNA, 1825 nt
Organism: Stegostoma tigrinum
Lineage: Eukaryota; Metazoa; Chordata; Chondrichthyes; Orectolobiformes; Stegostomatidae
Product: C-C chemokine receptor type 9-like
Exons: 2
Coding region: 169-1263 (364 amino acids)
Biological process (GO): G protein-coupled receptor signaling pathway; inflammatory response; chemotaxis
Cellular component (GO): membrane
Molecular function (GO): C-C chemokine receptor activity
Source: RefSeq, a predicted model, not a curated record
CAUUAGCUGAAGCGGGGAAUUCAAACCAAAGAGCUGAAGAUAAAUUUAAAGGACCCGUUUUGCUGUCAGUUGCACUGGUUGGCAUAGCGAGCUGCAGGAGACCCAAUUCAGACGCAGCAGCACACACCAAGGUUGGAACACAGCCUGAAGGAGAAUAGACCACCAUCCAUGGCUUCAACAACAACAGGAAUUGACAGCAAUGACGACUUUCCGAUUACCACAAUUCUUGACUACAGCCAUCUGUAUGACUAUGAUGAAGAAUCAAGUGGAAUGUGCAGGAAAUCAGAUGUUAGGCAGUUUGCUCAGCAUUUCACACCACCUUUCUACACCAUUGUGUUCCUGUUAGGCUUCGUUGGGAAUAUACUAGUAGUGGUGAUAUAUGCUCUCUACAAGAGAUUGAAGAACAUGACAGAUGUCUAUCUUCUGAACCUGGCUAUUGCAGACCUCCUCUUCCUCUGCACUCUACCAUUCUGGGCUCUAGAUGCAAGAUUCGGCUGGAUAUUUGGAAACUUCGUGUGCAAAACAGUUAGGGGCCUUUACAAGAUAAACUUCUUCAGUUGCAUGCUGCUGCUAACUUGCAUCAGCAUCGAUCGCUACAUCGCCAUUGUAAAAGCAGUAAAGGCACGCGUCUCAAAACAGAAAAUAUUUCUUCACAGCAAACUAAUCUCUCUAGUAGUCUGGGUGACUGCAGUAUUAUUAUCGCUCCCCGACUUUCGUUACAGUUCGCAAAAUGAGGGCCAACAGAGCUGCUCAACAAACUAUCCUGGCAACAUCCUGAAAGUAGCAGGGCUGGCAGUGCAGAUUACUGUUGGGUUUUUUCUGCCUUUUGCUGUCAUGCUGUUCUGUUAUUCCACAAUCAUUUGGAAGCUGCUCCAGGCCAAGAACUUUCAGAAGCACCGAGCUAUAAAGCUGAUAGGCACAGUGGUGAGCGUUUUUGUCCUUUCACAAUUACCAUACAACAGCAUGAUGAUCGUGAAAGUCAUGGACGCUGCCAAUAUAACAAUAACGGACUGUGAGACGCUUAAGAAUGUGGACAUUGCUACCGAGAUCACACAAAGCGUAGCUUUCCUGCACUCCUGCCUGAACCCGUUCCUCUAUGCAUUCCUCGGCGUUAGAUUCCGACAAGAUUUGUUGAGAAUUAUGAAAGAUAUAGGCUGUGUGGGCCAACGGCAUCUCAGGGAAGCCAGCAGACCACAACAGACCAUAUGGAAACGCAGCUCUGUUCAUUCAGAAACAGACACUACUGGGACAUUGUCCUUGUAAACACCAUUCAUAGAAGCUGCAGCUCAGGAGCACAAAUAUUUGCAGAAUUUCUCUCUUUGUUAUCUGCGCCUGAAAGGCCAGAACUGCUGAAGAGUAUUGUUUUAGUUAUUUUGUACCCCCCGCCACCCCCCCAGCCAACUUGACUGGAAGUUUACCAAUUAGAUCUGGGCAAGCAGUUUUCAGAGUGACAACUAGAGUGCAACAGGGAAAAUCAUUCUUCUUGUUAAAAGUUUCAAUCGAACCUCAAACUUUGGAACUCAUUUACAGAAAACCAAAAGUAACAUUCGGCAGUGUGAUGACGACUUGCUUCAGGACUGAAUCAGCAGAACCGUGAGCAGAAAAGAAACUGGUUAGCAUUUACAAUUCUCCCACUGUGACAAGCGCCCCCAUUAUAACUUGUCAGCAACGUACACACACAAAGUAAUUUCACACGAUAAAACUGUAAGCGAUUGCACCGUGGCUGGGACGCUCAGAAAAUCUCCUCUUGGUUAACGAUGACGGAAAAAAAAAGAGCGAUCACAAUGAUGAGUGAAGUGGCUCGUGGAUUGAAAUUUACAAAUUA